AUGCACACUAAAAAUUCCCUCCGUCUUUCAUUUUCUCUCCUACUCUUAUUGGCCGUAGAGACAGUUGCCGAUGCCGAUGAUACUGAUUUUCUUAUGAAUGUCUUCUCUGAUCUUGGCCGUGUCCUGGCAUUAUUCGGUGAACAAUUUGCUCGACAAUUCCUUAGUGAGACCUUUACCUGGUACGAUCAUGUUAUCUUCGCGUGCGUUACUUUGGGCAUCAUGACAGCGAUUGCUGGUGCCAUUCGGGUCCAAGGCCACAAGUUUCUCAAGGCCUUCAUCGGUCGUGCUCGUGAGAACAAAGCAGCUGCGGAGAUUGAGUACAUGUCUUCCACUUCAGCCGAAGUCGGUGAACUCUUCAAUGGAAAGGGCAUCGUGCGAACAAUGGGAGAGCCCGAAAUUGCGCAGUUUAUCGUAUUCCCUGAUGAACUCCUGAAGGAGAAGAAGGGUGCACAAAAUCAAUCAUAUGGCAUACAUACCCUCAAGUCCGCAUCUCAAGAAGGCAUUCUAUACAAGGAAGGCUAUUGCGAUGAACUUGAUCUAGCAGCACAAAAUUGGUUAAAGUCAUUCAACGGUACAGUGACUCGUAAAAGGGGUAUCGAGCAAGCAGAAGACGAAUUUGUUCAUUCUAUCUCAAGAAUUGAAAGAGCAAACCCAUUAGAAAAGAACGAUAGGUUUCCCAAGUAUUGGGAAUCCCUGAAGUUUCCUAAUCUACAGCUGAACAUUGCAACCAAAAAGAUAUCGCCAAGAAGGAGAAGUAUUGAACUACACUUGGCCGCCAUUGUUGCAGUCAUUCUCCAGGCCUCCCUUCUUGUUAUAGCUGGUGUCGUCCCUUACCGUGCUCAUGGCUACGAGACUCAACCAUGGGGGCUUCCCUGCUACAUCGGCGGCUCAGUCCUUCUUUUCAUUGGUAUGCUUGCAUGCUCUGUUGCCAUUGAGCGAAGCACCAAAGAGUUCAAAUGGCGGCCGAGCUCAGGCAUCACUAAUAAGACGCAAUACUCCUCUGAAGUCCGGCGUCAGUCCAUGGAUUUGUUUUGGGUACAACGGAAGCAGCGAAUUGAGAUCGGUCAGAUUGAUGACAACGCAUCGAAGAAUAUUCCACAAGCGAACAAACCAGCCCGAUCUGCUGAAGAUAGGGGAUUGGAGUCAGACUUUCUGGCGGUAACUGCGAUAUUGGCUGGUGGCGCCGGUUUCACAAUCCAGUUCAUUGGCCUCGGGGGACUGCCAUGGCCUUGCGCUGUUGCUCAGCUUGGCGCCAUCAUCGCUAUGGCUAUCAUCAGAGCCCUAGUUCGUCGAAGACUCGGAGACGAUCCAAGCUAUUGCCAUGCACCUUCUCGGUAUGAGCUAGACCUCCUUGCUACUCAACUCGCCGACUACUCAAGGACACGGCUGCCUAAUCAGCCACUGAGGCCCUCACAGAAAGACUGGACAUGGAGAGUCGAUACGGCAAAACAUCGACUACAGAGUAUAUACUGGUUCCGUAUUGGAAACUGUCUAAAUCCAAGCGCCUCUGGUUCGAAUCACGAGGAUUCUUCAUCUUCACAGUCCGAUCAAUCGAACGAGGCCCAGCAGAUCAUGCUUGUUCGAAAGCGACUAGGAGAUCUAGUUCGGUGGGAGACGGAGGCAUUCAAGCUGGCUCUGGCAUUAGCUCGUUCCAUCGAGCGAUUUUUGGACGAGUUUAUGCCCGUUGCAGAACAGAACCUCGUAGAAUGGAAAGUCCCUAUGAGAGAUUCAAAGGAUAACCGUUCUGCUGUGACACUUGCAGUCACUAAGAAGGGCUCCAGUGGCUGGCAGAUCAAAGUUGGCGAAGUUGAAGCCAUCUUGUCACUAUGGAUGGCCCACCUGGAAGCGACCAAAGUUGUACAAACGAAAGACAAAGAAAAGUCUGAUUGGCAAAGAUCCAAAGCUGGUACAGCACUGGGAGUUGAUUAUUGCAGGAUCCUCGGACCAAGUGACCAAUGCGGUGUCUUAGAGCGAGACAUCAAGUGGUGGGUGGGCAAUUCUGCUCUGACCGAGAUCACUAUGGCCAAAAGAAUGGACGAGGAAGCGACUGACCCUGGGAAUCGAACUUGCGAGGCUUCAUAUCAUUGCAAGGAUCCAGGACAUGAUGAUGUUAAGAUAGUUAUAGGUUUUGUGGGGCCACUCAAGCCUGAGAAUAAGCCCAAGUUACUCGUGCAGCACUCUACAGCUGGGUUGGCCACCAUUGCUGCACAGCACCUUUUUACGAGUUUCCUAUGGACCAUUGUUGAUCUGGAACAACUACCAAAAGACGUCCUCGACCAAGGCUCCAUAAAUAUCCAUGAAUAUGUCAGUAUUCAGCCACCCAAGCCGUUAGAUCUAGAAUCUACCAAACUUGGCAUAAGCCGAAAGCUGAGUCAUACCAAACUGACCAGAUUCGCUCUUCAUGCCGAGAAAGAGGGUCUUGGAGUACUGGAUGACAUUCUUUUGUGCCUCAUCCCUAUCUUCAGCCUGAAAGAUGUUCUUCCCAACGACGCUGUGCUGAAGCUUGACUUGCCUGGCCUAGGUGGGCAAAGUGUGUGGGCAAAAGACGCAUCGAUUUACUUGGCGUUCCUCAAGUUCAUAACUAAGGAUUCUGAGUGCAAUUUCGACGACUACCUUUCUUUGGCAACUGUAGUCCAUGCACUAGACUACAUCUACCUUAUGUCCCUCAAUAGUGAAAAUAUGGCGUAUGGUAAGGCGUUGUCUCGAGAGAAUGAUACGGUCGCCAAGUCCCUUUCGAAUAAUCACAUUGCAGACUGCAAGCGUCUGAACCGACAGUCUUCUGGCGACCUGCGAAAGCUAAUGGAAUAUCUCUCUCUAUUCUUCCCUGACGUGAUCAAGAAGCUCAGGGUGUUUUACAAGCUACAGGGGCGUGAAGACUGUUUUUACGAGCUUGAGAGCUACUGUGAAAAGGAAACGCAGAUUGGACCUCAUGGGGCUGGAAACGGCAACGAAACCUUGAUGAGACAAAUCAGGUUCACUACACUCCAUUUUCAGGCUUCUAAAAUGGUUCCUAUCAAUCUAAGUUUGUUUCAAGGGAAAGACUGGAGAAAGCGAGACAUCUUUGGCUGGACAGCUCUGCAUUAUGCUGCCUCUUGCAAAGAGUUCGAAUUUUUCGACGAGCGCCAGCAUCCCGUCAUGCCUAACAAUGACCUUCCUGGUGAUCUCAAAGCCCUGCUACAACAUGAUCACCCACAGACCUGGUGGCUCGACAAUUUUGGCAGGAGCCCAGUUCAUGUGGCUUCACUUACUGGAAAUCACAGCUUCUUGGAGAAGGUAUUAGGAAGCUUGUUAGUGAAAGAAUUAAGAUCCAGCUUGGAAGCGAAAGGAUCAGACGGUAUGACUCCCGUGCACCUUGCAAUGGUGGGAGGUCACGCAAAUUGUAUUGCGGUCAUCAAAAAAGCUAUCAACCUACAGGAACUUGAAUUGCCGAUGGAGGCUUGGAAACGGAAUCCAAUUCAUCUCGCUGUUGCCAAGGGCGAAUAUGGAUGCUGUAAGGAGCUGAUUUGCGACGAAAGUCUUAACUUCAAACCAUAUGCUCUCGAUAUUCAUGGGAGAUCUCUCUUCUCGUACCUUGACGAAGCCAAUGGAGAACAAAGAUCAGUUUGGUGCCUGCUUCUCAAGGUUCACUCAAAACUCUUUAACAACAAAUACAACGAAGGUCAGUCUGUUUGGCACUAUGGGAUCAAAUUUUUGGGUGAAGAGGCAAUCGAUAUUUUGCAAGAUCAGCAUCUAUCAACCAUCAACGCCAGCAAUAAUUCUGGCCAAACUCCUCUACAUCUGGCAAUCCAACUUCAGAGCCAACGGAUUUCAGUCGUUUACUGA
This is a messenger RNA of Fusarium proliferatum ET1, 3822 nucleotides long. RefSeq lists its product as uncharacterized. The coding region runs from base 1 to 3822 and encodes 1273 amino acids. Gene Ontology annotation, molecular function: protein binding. The record is from RefSeq and is a predicted model, not a curated record. The transcript has 5 exons. NCBI's taxonomy places the organism in Eukaryota, Fungi, Ascomycota, Sordariomycetes, Hypocreales, Nectriaceae.